Messenger RNA from Chionomys nivalis (European snow vole), 2461 nucleotides. It is a transcript of the gene Mak, whose product is annotated as male germ cell associated kinase. Gene Ontology annotation, cellular component: cytoplasm; nucleus; cilium. The coding region runs from base 381 to 2249 and encodes 622 amino acids. NCBI's taxonomy places the organism in Eukaryota, Metazoa, Chordata, Mammalia, Rodentia, Cricetidae. The record is from RefSeq and is a predicted model, not a curated record. The transcript has 14 exons. Gene Ontology annotation, molecular function: protein serine/threonine kinase activity; ATP binding. Gene Ontology annotation, biological process: intraciliary transport; cilium assembly; intracellular signal transduction.
ACAAGGGAGUGAACGAGGUAAACUGCCGGCGCCGGCGGGUAAUCUCGAGCAGGCUGCGGGACCCAGCCCGACCUGAGCAUCGAAGCCACCCGGCUUGUCGCCUCGGCGCUCCGUCCAGCCAGGGCCACUCUCCGCCGGGAGGCGGGACCUGGACGCCGGGUGUCCAUAACAAUGGAAGCAGUGUCUCUCGGCCAGAUUCCUUAUUGCUGUAUCUCAUGUGCCUAGCUGAUCUCGAGGAAGAGCCGUAUUUAAUGAUGACAAGCCUGUCACCAGUAUAGCAACAAGAAGGGAAAGGACCACAAAUAAAGAAGUAUUUAGAUUUCUAUUGCACAAGGAAGAUAUCUCCGUGAACAGCCUCUGCUGCACUACCUUUUCCCAAGAUGAACCGAUACACAACCAUGAGGCAGCUGGGGGACGGCACCUAUGGGAGUGUGCUCAUGGGCAAGAGCAACGAGUCCGGGGAGCUGGUGGCCAUCAAGAGGAUGAAGAGGAAGUUCUAUUCUUGGGAUGAGUGUAUGAACUUGCGAGAAGUUAAGUCCCUGAAGAAACUCAAUCAUGCCAAUGUGAUUAAACUAAAAGAAGUUAUCAGAGAAAAUGACCAUCUUUAUUUUAUAUUUGAAUAUAUGAAAGAAAACCUCUAUCAGCUAAUGAAAGACAGAAACAAACUGUUCCCUGAGUCAGUCAUCAGAAAUAUUAUGUAUCAGAUACUGCAGGGGCUGGCCUUUAUCCACAAACAUGGCUUUUUUCACAGGGACAUGAAGCCUGAAAACUUGCUUUGUAUGGGUCCAGAGCUGGUGAAAAUUGCUGAUUUUGGACUCGCAAGAGAAUUGAGAUCCCAGCCACCAUAUACUGACUAUGUGUCUACCAGAUGGUAUCGUGCUCCUGAAGUUUUACUAAGAUCUUCCGUGUACAGCUCCCCCAUUGACGUGUGGGCCGUGGGAAGUAUAAUGGCCGAGCUAUAUACAUUUAGACCGCUUUUCCCAGGGACAAGUGAGGUUGACGAAAUAUUUAAAAUUUGCCAAGUGUUAGGGACUCCCAAGAAAAGUGAUUGGCCAGAAGGGUACCAACUUGCAUCCUCCAUGAAUUUCCGCUUUCCCCAGUGCAUUCCUAUAAAUCUAAAAACUCUCAUCCCCAAUGCCAGCAGCGAGGCUAUUCAGCUAAUGACAGAAAUGUUGAGCUGGGAUCCAAAGAAACGACCAACCGCAAGCCAGGCAUUGAAACACCCAUAUUUUCAAGUCGGUCAGGUAUUGGGCCCUUCCGCACACCAUCAGGAUGCAAAACAGAUUUUAAACAAGCAGCUGCAGCCACUGGAACCAAAGCCAUCUUUCUCUGAACGGGAUCCUAAGCCUUUGCCAAACAUACUUGAUCAGCCUGCUGGGCAGCCCCAACCAAAACAGGGCCACCAACCACUGCAGCCUGUUCAACUACCACAAAACACAGUGAUCCAGCCACCUCCAAAGCAGCAGGGUCACCAGAAACCACCACAAACGAUGUUUCCAAGUAUCAUCAAAACCAUGCCAAUGAAGUCAGUCAGCACACUGGGCCAUAAAGGAGCUCGGAGACGCUGGGGCCAGACGGUCUUCAAGUCUGGAGACAGCUGUGACGACUUUGAGGACUGCGACUUCGGAGCCUCCCAUUCCAAAAAGCUGAGCAUGAGCGCCUUCAAGGAAAAGAAGAAAGAGUCUUCAUUUAGGCUCCCAGAGUCGGGACCCCCAGGCUCCACCCACUCCAAGGGGGAAAACAGGAGUUUACACGCGGCUGUUUCCCUGAAGUCCGAUACAAACUUGUCAACCGCUUCAACUGCUAAGCAGUACUAUUUGAAACAAUCAAGAUACCUCCCAGGUGUGAAUCCCAAGAACGUGUCUUUGGUAGCCGGGGGCAAGGAUAUUAACGCACAGGCUUGGAAUUGUCAACUAUUUCCUAAGUCGUUGGGAUCCAUGGGGACGGAACUUGCCUUCAAGAGGAAUAAUACAGGAACCCUUGGAAGCUACACCACUUACAACCAGACAGGAUACAUGCCUUCCUUUCUCAAGAAAGAAGUGGGGUCAGCUGGCCAGAGGAUCCACUUGGCACCUCUUGGUGCGACGGCUUCGGAAUAUGCCUGGAACACAAAACCUAGCAGUGGCCCGUUUUCAGGACGAACUUACAAUCCCACAGCAAAAAAUCUCAAUAUCAUGAACCGCACACAGCCAGUCCCCUCGGUGCACGGGAGGACAGACUGGGUGGCUAAGUACGGAGGCCACCGGUAAGAGGGGUGGACACCCUGAAACAUCACUCCGCAGAGGACUGUCCAGCCCCUGACCCUGGGAGAUGUCUACAGAGUCUAUUUCUACCGAGUUCCCCAAGAAACACACCACUGUGGGUACCUCAAAGAGCAGAAGUAGGCUCCCGUUUUCUUCCUUUCCUGGAAAUACAAUGCGUUUUCUUAACUCAUGGCCCACAGUGCUGAUGCAGCACUGUG